AUUAUACAUAGCGCUGUGUGAGUGAUGGAAAAUGUACGUAUGCGAAAGGUAAGUACGCACAGGGGUAGCUCCUGUGCACGCUUUUCGCUACUAUCUACUGAUAGCAUGGUUUCGCAGCUUUCAUUAAGUACUAAGAUCAAAUCUAACGUUAGUAAAUGAUUGCACUUCACAUAUAUGCCCCUGUGAAGUAAAUGUUGAAUAGGAGCAAUGCUUCUGAAACUGUAUGAUUGAAACACCAUCUACUGUAUCCCACUGCCCAGAGCCACUCAGCGCAGAUGCAAGUUGUGACGACGCAUCUCAAAGUGCUGCAGACCUACUGGAGAGAAUUCUACAGGGCACCGACAUAGCUGCAACACCUGGCCCCUCGGACGAAACCACGACCAUUGCUAAUAACCCGCGGCAGGAGGCAUCAACGAAUGCGGACGACAGGCCCGAUACUGAAGGAGCUGCCCAAGUUGUGCCUAGAAGACGCAGGGCUCAAGCAGCGACGGCUAGUGCGGACUAUGAAUUCAUCGAGAAGAGGUGGAAACACGAGAGGGCCCUGAAAGAGAAGGAGCACGCGCUUGAGAUGGAGCGUCUGGCCGUCGAAAAGCUCCGAAUCGAGCGAAAGAAACAACGCUCUGAGAAAAGGCACGAGCUGAAACGAGAGAGAACUGAAAGAGAGCUGCAACUGAGAGAGCGGGAAAUGGAAAUUCGCGAACGCCAGCUGCAAGCACAACUCGACGAAGCGAGCCAAAGAGAGCAACUGUCGAGAUUCCACAAGGCUACUCAAGACGUGAUACUCAAAAUUGUAGAAACGAUUUGUGAAAAGUUGGCAAAGUAAAAAGCAUGUAAAUAACA
This is a messenger RNA of Rhipicephalus sanguineus (brown dog tick), 840 nucleotides long. RefSeq names its product chromatin assembly factor 1 subunit A-like. The transcript is spliced from 2 exons. NCBI's taxonomy places the organism in Eukaryota, Metazoa, Arthropoda, Arachnida, Ixodida, Ixodidae. The record is from RefSeq and is a predicted model, not a curated record. Bases 224 to 823 code for a protein of 199 amino acids.